CUUCAACAUGGCUUCAUUUGUGACGAGUUCAGGAAAAAACUAAGCCUCAUUACAAAUCCCAGGCUAUUCUCUUUUUCACCAUUCCCAGGACGUCAAACGGGGACCAAAGCUUGGGAAAUCUAUUUAAGAGCUUAUACUCAGUACUUUUUUUGUUUAAGGCCAAGGUGAGACGACGUUGACCAGAGCACUCAGGUUUACACAGUGUGGGUUUCAGCCAGCAUAUAUGAGACUGCAGUCUGAUGCCCUCUCUGUCAAUUCCGCCUGCCAUGGACGGGCACAGUUAUUCACAUCAGGAGGGAUCUCAUGUAGACGCUGGAGGGUUCAUCCUGCCUCCUGCUAUGACGUCGGACUUCUUCUAUUUCAGAGCCAUGUGUUCGCCAACAACCUUUGGAGCUUCCCUCAUCAGUCAUACAGCUGUCCUGUGCAAUCUGAAAACCAGCAACACCUUUUCAAUGGCACGUCAGAGAUGCUCACGGAUGUGUUUCACAACGGCUUCGACUUUGACUUCUCUAGUCUUGGUCUCCCUAGGAAUGGAGAACUCCCUCAGGACCUCUCUUGUCUAGAUGAUCUAGCAAUCUUCUCCUCUCCAAAUGACUCCUUGUCCGAAUAUGCAUAUACUAACUUCCUCAAUACUGACAACAUGGCACCCAAUGUGCCCACAAUAUGGGACAUCAACACACCAGCAUCAGUCCCAGAGAAUCCUAACAGGUUUCAAGGUUUAAACUCUUUGGAUGACAUCACUGCUAUCAUAAAUACACCAUCAAUAGGAGGUUAUCAGAGACCCCAACCACAGCCAGAAGAGGAAGAGGAAAUAGAGGUGGAGGAGACAGAAGAGCUGGGUCACGUUGACACCUACGCAGACUACAGGCCCUCUAAAUCCAAUAUAGGAAUAUCCCACCCAGACCGAGUGGUUGAGACCAACACUUUAUCCAGUGUACCUCCUCCAGAUAUCACCUACAACUUGUCCAUACCAGAUUCCACAAUUAACAGUGGCUUUCUCUCUGCCCUGCAGCUGGAGGCCAUUAUCUAUGCCUGCCAGCAACAUGAAGUCAUCCUGCAGAACAACCAGCGGGCUGGCUUCCUCAUUGGGGAUGGCGCUGGAGUGGGCAAAGGCCGCACAGUGGCUGGAAUCAUUCUAGAAAACUACCUAAAGGGAAGGAAGAAAUCAUUGUGGUUCAGCGUCUCCAAUGACCUGAAAUAUGACGCAGAGAGAGAUAUUCAAGACAUUGGGGCAUCCAAUAUAAAAGUGCAUGCAUUGAAUAAGAUAAAGUACGGAGACACAGCUACUUCAGAAGGGGUCUUGUUUGCAACCUACUCAGCGCUGAUCGGGGAGAGUCAGGCAGGUGGCCAGCACAGAACACGCUUGAAGCAGAUCCUAGACUGGUGUGAACCGGGUUUUGAUGGAGUUAUUAUAUUCGACGAAUGCCACAAAGCCAAAAAUGCUACAUCCACAAAGAUGGGCAAGGCUGUGCUGGAUCUGCAGAACAAGUUACCGCUGGCAAGAGUGGUGUACGCCAGUGCCACAGGUGCCUCCGAGCCAAAAAACAUGAUCUACAUGAGUCGUCUGGGAAUCUGGGGAGAGGGAACCCCCUUCAGAACUUUUGAUGACUUCCUUCACACUAUUGAGAAAAGGGGUGUGGGAGCCAUGGAGAUUGUUGCAAUGGAUAUGAAGGUCAGCGGGAUGUACAUUGCACGUCAGCUCAGUUUCUCUGGGGUUUCCUUCCGCAUAGAAGAGAUCAGCUUGGAUGAUGAUUUCAAACUUGUCUACAACAAAGCUGCCAAACUUUGGGCGGACGCCUUAGCCUUAUUCAUGCAGGCAGCUGAUGAGCUGUGCAUAAGCUCCAGAAAGUCCCUGUGGGGUCAGUUUUGGUCAUCCCACCAGCGUUUCUUUAAAUACCUCUGCAUCGCUGCCAAGGUUCGCUGCCUGGUGGAACUGGCUAAAAAGGAGUUGGAAGCAGGAAAGUGUAUUGUGAUAGGACUACAGUCAACGGGUGAGGCUCGAACCAGAGAAGUACUUGAUGAAAAUGACGGACACCUGGACAGAUUUGUUUCUGCUGCAGAGGGUGUGUUUCAGUCUCUGGUCCUCAAACACUUCCCAUCAGAGAAGCAGAGAAGAGAAAAAGGAGCAGGAAACAAGAGGAAACGUAAGCCACGGGCAAGGCAGCCCAAGCAAGCCAGACAUGGUACUGACAUGGCAGGAGUUAUUAUCAACAUCAGUGAUGACAGCAGCACUGAAUCUGAUGCCAUGGACAGUGACUCCAACUCCUCGCCUGACUCUGUCCAGGACAACAGUGAUGAUGUCAUCUUCGUCAAUCACACUAGCUAUCAAAUGGUGCGGUUAGAGGAGAUGAAACAAGGGCUUCUCAACAAGAUCUCUGAGCUGGGAAAAGAACUACCUCUCAAUACAUUAGAUGAGCUCAUAGAUAAAUUUGGAGGUCCAGAAAAAGUAUCUGAGAUGACGGGACGUAAAGGCAGAGUGGUGCGUCGGCCUGAUGGCAGCGUCGGAUACGAGUCCCGUGCUGAGCAGGGCUACACCAUCGACCAAAUCAACAUCAAAGAGAAGGAUCGCUUUAUGAAUGGAAACAAGUUGGUAGCCAUCAUAUCAGAAGCAGCCAGUUCGGGGAUCUCACUUCAGGCUGACAGAAGGGUGAAAAAUCAGCGGCGGAGGGUUCAUAUGACCCUGGAACUGCCUUGGAGUGCCGACAGAGCUAUCCAGCAGUUUGGCCGCACUCAUCGCUCCAACCAGGUCACAGCACCAGAGUACAUCUUCCUCAUCUCCGAACUGGCAGGCGAGCGGCGAUUCGCAUCUAUCGUGGCAAAGAGGCUUGAGAGCCUGGGUGCUCUGACUCAUGGUGACAGGAGAGCCACAGAGUCUAGAGACUUAAGCAAAUACAACUUCGAAAAUAAAUAUGGUACCAAGGCUCUUGAUAAGAUUACCAAAGCCAUCCUUGGUCAGAUUGAAAGCAAGGUACCCCCUCCAAAGGACUAUCCUGGUGGCGAUGCCAUGUUCUUUAGAGACAUGAAGCAUGGUAUGAAGGACGUAGGUAUGCUCUGCAGUCAGUCACGCUUGGGUAUCAACAUUGAGAAAGACUGCAACAUCACUAAGUUCCUCAACCGGAUCCUGGGCCUCGAGGUGCACAAACAGAACUCCCUUUUCCAGUACUUUACAGACAACUUUGACUACUUGAUCGAAAAGGACAAGAAAGAGGGCAAAUAUGACAUGGGAAUACUGGAUUUGGCUCCAGGUAAUGAUCAGAUCUAUGAGGAGACACACGAGAAGUUUCUGACUGCUGGAAACCCUCAAGAUGGCCAAGUUAUCCUUUAUAAGAUAAGUGUAGAUAGAGGUAUGCCGUGGUUGGAGGCUCUCCAGAAGGUCCAAACUCUCAACAACCAGGAUGAAGGCUUCUACUUGUCCCAUAAAUUUAGCGGUAACUACCCAUGCGUGCUGCUAGCCAUGCAGGGCAGGGAACACAACAUGAUAAUCUACAAACCAAACAUCGGCAAGCAGACCCACACGGAAAGCCUUGAUAACCUCAAGAAAAAAUACAGCAAGGUCACUCCAGAGGAGGCAAAGGAAAGCUGGGAGAGUCGGUUUACUUUUUCAUUCAAGAAAUGUAGCCAUGCUAACUGGAAUGGGAGGUGUAAAAAGGUAGAGGAAGGUCAGGAGUGCUUGAAGGGCACUCGGUUGCGUCAGUAUCACAUGCUAUGUGGCGCUCUGCUUCGCGUCUGGAAGCGGGUCUCUGAUGUAGUCGCUGAUGUCACCAGCUCCAGCAUUCUACAAAUUGUCCGACUUAAGACAAAAGGCAACAACAAGCAAGUUGGUAUAAAAAUCCCAGAGACCUGCGUGUCGAAGGUGCGUCAGGAGCUCUUCAGGAUGGACACGGAGGUGAAGCAGCGUCGACGGGAGAAGGAACAGCAGGUGCAGGAGCAGCGACAGGCUGAGGAACAUCAGAGGCUGAUACAGCAGAGGCAACAGGAGUUCUUGUCCAGUUUAUUCACCUCGCCUUUGCCAGGUCCCAGCCUGGCAAGCCUUUCGACUCCAUACAUGGACCCCAUCUCCUUCCCUUCUUUCCCUUCUCUAAAAAACCCUCUGGAGGAAAUCCUGGACCUGACCGUUUACAAUUCCUUACCCUCUUCACCAGUUAGCACUCAAGCUGGCCUGAGUGUAGAUGAUCUCUCCAGGCCAUCUGGAUCUGCGGUGGAUUACUUGAACUUUGAAGCAUUAAUUCAACAAAAGCAACAGCACCGGCCACGAGAAGAGAGCGAUUCCACACAGGAAAGCAAUUCAGUGCCGGCGAAUGACCUUUUGGAAUUGUUGUUUUCAUUAAACUCCAUAACAACACCCCCUAGUCAGACUGUCCCUGCCUCUUCAGACACACCUUAAUCAGCAGCCAUGGUCUCAUCAAGUCUCUCUUCUUCCUCUCCAGCUUCCUCAUCCUCCACUUAUUCCUUCCACUCCCUCACAAACAUUGUCGUCCUCAUCUUCUUCAUUGUGUCUCAUCUCUCUCCCUCCUAUGGACCAGCACAUGCUUCCACUGCCCAACGGCCACUGCAGCUCUGAAGCCAUCAUAAAUGUACGGGAGGUGUUGAACUGCAUGCUGUGGAACGGACCAGAACCACACCAGUCCAUCAUUCAGUAUCCACUACCCGAGUGAGACCCUUUCCAGUCUGACGCUCCUUUAAACACACACUCAGGGCUGUAGUCUCACCACUGAUCUUCACGUCCACCACUGACCUCAGUCUCGCAAACAUGAGGUUCUGCUUCGCACGAAAGAGGAAGAUAGUUCUGACCAGUUUGUGAGAACAACAAUUGUUAGCUGAGAAGCCAUUUGUUUUAAUCUGGUGUCCAAAUAUCUGCUCAAACGGAAAGUUACAAGAGCUCGUUUUCUGCCUACAUGCACAUCGAGUAUGAUCGAUGUUCACAGUUUGUCUUUUUACUAUUCUCCAGAACAUCAGGAUAUUUACUGGGGUGGUCAUCCCGGUUGUAACAUUCAUAGAUAUUUCUUGAAUUUCCUGAACUGGGGAUUUAAAUACCAUUGAUUAACCAAAGAUAGGGAAGGGGCCAUUUAGACUGAACAUGUUUUUGCGCAAAAAAAAAAAAAAAAAAAAUGGAUGCAGCUCAAUGAAUAGAACAGAACUUAGUUGCCACGAGAUGCACUUUUAAAAGCUGACGUUCUUUUAAUCUGACAUGGCAUUUAAUAAUGUGGCACUCCUUCGCUAGAUGCUGAAAAAACCGCAAAACCUGGCGCAAUGGUCAAAGACCUCCAUCUUGCACGUUUACAUAGAAAUACAAUGGAAAAACAGUGCAAACGGAUGUUCGGUGUAAACUGCCCCUAAGGCUUGUUUUAAGUCCAAUAUAAAGUUAUAUCAGGUUUAAGUCAUGUCCUACCACAUUGUAUAGUAUAUUUAGCUUGCGCUCUGCCUUCCAGUGAAGUUGUCAAGCCUCAAAUCUGCAAAACAAACAACAGGGUUCACUUGAGCGAGAAGCAUGUUUUUUUUUUGUUUUGUUUUUAUUCGCUGAACAGUCAUCAGCUUUACUUUUCCACAAUAAAUCUCUGGUAGACAAAACACUUUUCCUAAGGAGCAAGAGAACAGGCUACUGUUGAAAUGUGCCUUUGGAACCUACAAUAGAAUGUAGAUGUUUAAACACAUUCUCCUGUGCAGUUUAUGUGCAGAUGUUUAAUUGUAUUUAUUGCCUUUUAUUUAUCUCUCUGUUGUUCUAAAGUAGAACAGUCGUUCCUGCUGUCCCCCAUCUUACAGUGAAAUAAGACAAAAUAGUAAUGGUCUAUUAGUAAAUUGAUUGGUUGAUUGAUCUCAAAAGGUCUUUAGUCACAUCUAGUUUCAGUAAUCUUACAAAAUUUUCUUUGUGCUCUGGAUUGUAAGAUAAUUUCCAUACAUCCCAGUUAGGAAACAAAGAGACUGUGACAUCAAUGUUUGAUGUGGUGUAAAAUGCAUUUCGGUUAAAAUCAAGAAAGACCAACAAAGCUUUUUAUCUUGUUGAAACUAAGCACUUUUAUGCCCUAGUUUUACUAGUGACACUUUUCCACAUUGUUAGAUGUUUUUUUUUUUUUUUUAAUAGGUUCAAAAAGUUAAAUUUUAUGUAACAUGACCUGCAUACCUGCAUUACCAAAACAUUGGUAAUGUGUAUAGGAAUUACUUGAUUAUUAUUUUAAUUUAAUGUUAAAGGGACAACCCGUGCUUUUUUUUCUAUUUUAUGUUUUAGUGAUACUAUGAUAUUUGUAAUUGUGUAGAUUAAAAAAAAGUAAACGAGAACAAACGAUUCAGAACCAAUUAAAAAUUUGAUUCGACUGUGCUCGGUGGUUGAAUUCUUUGUUUUGUAGCUUUGAUUUUUGUUUGUUUGUCGUUCUUUAUGCAAAUGAAAAAUACAUUCUUGUAUAUUUUUGCAGCAAUAGCCAGAUAUCAAUUUUGAACAAAAACCCAAAUACUUACCUACAGAGAUUACUGACUCUGUGGUGUAAAACCACUCCCUAUCUCAGGAUGAAAUCUGUUAGGUAAAGAUGUCAUUUUUUUUAUACCAAAUCAGAUAAUAUGUAUCCAUUAUGUUUAUUGUAUGCAUUAAGACAUGUUUCAUCUUAUAUGUGAAAUUUAGCCUCAUGACAGAGAUUAAAUAUUAAUUAUUUAUCCAUUAUUUUUUAUUCACAGCACAAAUUUCUUGUUUUAUUCUUUAAGGGAAUUUUUUUCAGCCACAUCACCAAUUAAUGCUGACAGACUUUGCUCAAACAGAUUUGCUCUUGAAUGUUUUUUGUGCAUUUACUUGUACAGUACUUUCUCUCUCCUGAUUAUAGUUAUUGUACACAAACCAUGUGUAAUUCCCAUGAGAUUUAAUUAAAUUCAAGCAUUUGACCGAUUUACUGUCAUUAGUUUUAUUAAUUCCUACAGUUAAUAUUUUAGCGCAUCUAAUAAUUUACAUUUUAACUUUAGAAUUUAAAUGAAUGUUUAGAAGUAAAUGUAUCCAUAUCUUAUUCAGUGGGUGCCUCCCCAAAAAUAGCCAAUGAAAGAGAUGAACACAGGACUAAAGCUUCUGUUAUGCACUCUAAUAUAGUGUCUUGUACAAUGAUGAAAGCACUAUAUGAUGAGGUGAGGAAAGUGGGACAAAGUCAAAUCUACCCUCUGUUACUAAGAAAGUACUCAUUACUUAUUCUGUGUAUGAUUUGCACUAAAACAGUCUAAAAGAGUUUCUGUCUGUUGUGUGAUACAGUGCUGCCAUGGUUGUUUGCUCAUGGCCCUACAUGGGAAUGUGUUCAAUACUGUAAGCAUCUCGAUUCAUUGCCUUCACUUUAAUAUCAAUACACCAUUUACUUAAUUUAUUGCAUAGAAAAUAAGUUUGCUGAAAGAAAACAUGCUACUGAAUGUAUGUAUCUUGAAACGUUUUAUUCCUGUUUUUCUGUCUGGCACUUUUAUUAUUGGUUUUGCUUUUUGUCGUUUUCUAUAUUUAUAAUUUAGAGCCAAUUGUAUAUAUUUGUAAAAACAAAUUGUGCCUUUCAACUGUUUCUUAAAGAAAUUGUUUUCUACUUGUAUAUCUUAAUAUAAAGAACAUCACAAAAUAAAAUUUCGUUAUUGACAAAGCCACAAAUAAAAUGGUAAGACUCUUGA
Messenger RNA from Myxocyprinus asiaticus (Chinese sucker), 7614 nucleotides. Its product is annotated as protein strawberry notch homolog 2-like. Gene Ontology annotation, molecular function: chromatin DNA binding; histone binding. Lineage: Eukaryota; Metazoa; Chordata; Actinopteri; Cypriniformes; Catostomidae. Gene Ontology annotation, biological process: regulation of DNA-templated transcription. Gene Ontology annotation, cellular component: nucleus. The transcript is spliced from 32 exons. The coding region runs from base 224 to 4384 and encodes 1386 amino acids. The record is from RefSeq and is a predicted model, not a curated record.